AUCCAGGCUCUAGGAUGUUAUCAGCUCAACAUGUAGCAGACGCAUUCGUCACGCAGUACUAUCAUAUCCUACGAGUUUCACCUGAAAGUGUUCACAAAUUCUACAAAGAAUCGAGUACACUUGGCCGCCCAGGAUCAGACGGUAUGAUGUCAAUAUCUACAACAAUGAAGGAAAUUAAUGAUGCUGUGAUAUCCUCUGCUUAUAAGGCGUGUGAUCCUAUUACGGAAGCUGUGCAUGCCCAAGACUCUAUAAUGGGAUCUGUAAUUGUUGGAGUGAUUGGAACUUUGACUGACAAGGAGAGCAUCAACAGAAAAUUUGCGCAGACCUUUUAUCUGGCACCACAAGAAUGUGGUGGAUUUUAUGUUCAUAAUGACUUUCUUUACUUUUUAGAUGUGGACGAGCCUACAGCAUCAUUGUCAGGUCCUCAGUUUCCUGAGGUUCUUGCUGCACCUAAAUCUCCAAGUGCUUUAUCAGCUAAAAAUUCUGAAGUUGCUGAUGUUCCAAAUGAUGAGCAAGAGACAAUAUCUGUGCCUGACCCAACUCCGAAGGAGGCAUUUGAAAGCCUGCCUGACCCGACUCCAAAGGAGGCAUUUGAAAGUCUAAAAAAGUUAGACACUCCUGCUAGUCCAAAAAAGAGAAGUGAACUUCUAGUUAAGAAAUCUGCUGGAAAUAUUGAAGAAGAUAGCUUCAAGAAAGUAUCUUAUGCAUCAGUUUUGGCUAGAGAAGCUCCUCUAUCGACCCCUGCCCAAGUGUCUUCGCCUCCUACAUCAGGUCUAAUUAAAGCUGGCCCGCCGGCCCCGGGCAAAGCAGCAUCAACUCCACUUAGUUCUGCUCUGGGCAUUAAUGAUGGAUUGGUUGCAGAAGCACCUGUUGGGAUACAUAUUAAGGACUUGCCUUCGGGCAUAACACAAGAUGCUCUUCUAGAGCAAGUCAGGAAGUUUGGUGCUGUACGUCCAAACAGUAUCCAUAUUAGAGAAUACCCUGAGGACGGAUAUCGUUUUGCUUUUGUGGAAUUUGAAUCUGCGAAAUCUGCCCGCAGUGCUGUAGAGGCUGGUGAAAUUUGGAUUGGUGGCUGGAAAUAUGAAGUACAGUACAAAAGAUCAUCCAAUCAAGGUGGCAGCAACCAAGGUCGGUCAAUGCAUGGAAGGGGUGGCCAUCGAAGUGACAACCCUGGGAGCCGCGAUUGGGAAGGUCGUGGUGGCAGGGAUGGCGAAGCUCGUGGGCCGAGCUGGAGGAGCUCAACGCAAGAUCAAGUUCGUGGUGGCUCUUCAACUGCCACAAAGCGUAAUACAGUCCGUGUGUAGCAGAAAACGUUACCUUUCCAGAGUUGCACAGACAUGAACUCCUGAAAUUUGGUGCAACUCUGGUUUUUUUUUCUUUCACAGAGGGUAUACUGUAUCUGGGAUAUUGUGUAGCAUAGCUUAGAAGUUGCAUAGACAUAGAAGAUCAAUAUCCAAUACCCUUCUCUCAUAUAGAACUAGACUUUAUCAUUUAGUGGCAAACUGGCCAUGUCUGUUGUUAACUGUUGUCGGAUGUUAAGGCCUUGUAGAAGGCUUAAAAUUGUGGUUUUUCUAAUUUGCAACUUGUUUGUAGUAAAUUGUUUCAAAAUUAGGAUUAAUGUUCUUGUUGGCUUUUUACU
Messenger RNA from Daucus carota subsp. sativus, 1639 nucleotides. RefSeq names its product nuclear transport factor 2. The coding region runs from base 15 to 1304 and encodes 429 amino acids. Gene Ontology annotation, molecular function: mRNA binding. The record is from RefSeq and is a predicted model, not a curated record. Lineage: Eukaryota; Viridiplantae; Streptophyta; Magnoliopsida; Apiales; Apiaceae. Gene Ontology annotation, cellular component: ribonucleoprotein complex; cytosol. The transcript has 8 exons.